GCCGAUGACGCCUCCCGCCGUUCAACAAGCAGCACAACAAGGAAGUGUUCAGAGUCCAGUUCAACCCGUUUGGACGAAUCGACUUUCCGACCAAAUGUCUACCUUAUAGUACAGGAUGUCUGUUGAAAACGCGGCGGACAGGACGGUGGAGGUGCUGGCUCUGCCUCCAGGAGUCGAUGAGGAGCUGCUCUUUCUGUACUUUGAGAAUAAGCGGCGCUCUGGGGGAGGUCCACUUGUCUCUGUGGAGAAGAAGGGUGAUACUGCCAUUCUCGUGUUUGAAGAGGAAGUGGCUGCCACCCAAGUGCUGUCUAAAGGGCACCAUGUUCUGCAUAAUGUAGAGCUGAGUGUGAGAAAGCCUGCCUCUAAGGACCCAUGUAGACUGCUGCUGAAGGGGAUCGACCCCACCACCAUGACUGACAUGAUAGAGCUCUAUGUGGAGAACAUGCUCAGCCUGAACCUGAAUGACUACACUCUGCAUCCCUCACCGGGAAGAGAUCUCAUCCUCAUUCAACUCAGCCAACCCCUCUCAAAAGUAGAUUUCCAAAAACUAAGUGCAAAAGUCUCCAAGAGGAAACUUGCUGGGGCCAAUGUGACUCUGGAACAGAUUGAGCAAACUGACUCCAUCCUUGUGAAGAACCUGCACCCCGGCACCACUCCAGAUACGCUCACAUUGUAUUUUGAGACCAAGGUUGGUGGGAAGCCAGAGGUAAAGGAGGUCACAAUGCUUUCAGAGGGUACAGCCAAGGUGUCCUUUGUCAAUUAUGACUCUAUUAGCUCUGUCCUUAAACACCCGCACAAACUGGAAGGUGCCGAUCUUGUGGUGAUGCCAUACUUUGAUUUUCUACAACCUAUACAAAGUUUAACACCACAAGACUCUGAAGUUGGAAGCCAAGAUAUGGCUGAGAGCAGCUCUGAGGAUUUGAUUGAUAUGGAGACUAAUCCUGCCACGUUGGACAGUGCAAACAGCCAGUCCUCUGCACAGACUGCCCCAGAGCCCCUCACCAACCCUGAGCCACAAGAGGACGUAGCAGAGGAAGUCAUGGACGAUCAACAGCAGGAAGAAGAUAAACUGUCAAGCCAUAUUGCUAUCACUGAGCCAGUAAAGCUUGCUCUGUUUCAGCUCGGCACCUUUCAGCAGGACAUGACUGAAAAGGCUCACCCAAAUGUCACCAUCCAAAUCAGAGACAAUGGUGUGUACGUUGAAGGUUCUGACAGACAGACAUUUGAGCAGAUAAAACACUCCAUCUCAGACUAUUUUGACAAAAUGGUUGAGGCUCAUUUCACCCUCGAGAAAGAAAGUGCUCAGUUCCUUGCUAGAAAAGAUGUAAAAGAGCGACUUCUGCAAACCGUGAAUCAAACAGAGUCACCUACUAUGUACACUGUAUCAGACUGUGACAUUGUGGUAACCUCCCUAUCCCAGAACUCGGCUAACCAGGCUUGUAGGUUUUUGAAAUCCCAGGUGGCUCACUUCAGCAUGCCGGUGGACCCGCAGUAUGAAGGGAUUUUUUAUUGCAGAGAAUGGUCUCAGUUCCUGAAGGCUCUGGGUUUCUCUUCUGUAAAGGUGUCAGAACGAGGGGGGAAUAUUGAUGUGUUGACUCUGAAAGGGAUGGAGAGUGAGAAGCGCACUGCAAUCCUGGAGUUUCUUAGCACACCUAUUGAAAGGGAGACAGUCCUCUCUAUGGAGCCAGGCAUGCUGAAAUACAUCCAGAUCCAUUGUCAUCAGCUACUGGCUGACAUGGACCAAGUGUCUAUCUUUCCACUGGAAGCAGAGCAUGUUUGCGGGUUAAAGAUCCAUGGCCAGGCGGUUGCUUGUCAAAUGGCUGAGGAGGUGUUGCAAGGUGUCAUCGCUUCUAUCUACACCAGAACCAUCACAGUGAACGCCCCAGGAGUGACCCGGUUUUUACAUGAUAAGGACUGCAAGAGCAUCCUAAAAGAGAUGGAGACAAAGUUUCAGGUCUAUAUCAACCCAAAGCAUGUGCCCUGGGAGCCGCUGCCACACCAGGACAUUUUCGAGGCUGCAUGGAUGAUGAUGUCACACAAAAACUUCCAGAGAGUGGUUUUGGAUGGUUCUGCACAGGAGUUAAAUUCAGAUUCAAUGCAAACUGAUCAGAAUGGAGCUUCAGGCGGAGGCCUUUUAGAGGAGGCAAAGAGAAUCAUCUCAGCCGUUGAUGAGGAGGGUGUGUCUGCCCCAGACCAAUUUGAUGACAUGGAUAACCUGGACCUGUACACAGCAGAGGAACCGGCCAGCCAGACAGACCAGGGCUCUGAUGGAUUAACUGUCGGGGCUUCAGAGCCCUUAAAUUUUGUGGAAACUACGAGCGGGUUAAUGGUGUUGAAGGAUGGAUUUCUGCUCCUGCCUCCCGGUCCCAGACCUCCCCCUUCCAAGAUUUCUUGUAGAGAACUUGAAGAAGACGCCCAACUUUCUCUGGCCAUCCAGUACUCUAUGGAAUCAGGCCCUUGGUCCCUUGAGGAUGAGGAGGAACAGCUGCAAAAAGCCUUGGAGCUGUCCAAGAAAAUGAUCCAAUGUGAAGAAGCUUCUAGUAGUGCUGAUGAGGGCACCAGCACAGAUCAGCUGAAAAGGGGCAUUGGUAUGUCUUUACAGGACACCAUCAAGGCAGCCAACACCCUACAGCUGCAUGUGUUUGCAGGUUAUAGUUGUGACCUGAUUCGGGUGGACAUAGCCUUCGGGAAGAAGGUCAGCCAGAGGCAGGUGGAAGAGAAACUGGAGCACAGGUCUUUGAAGAACAUUACAGAGUACCACAGGAAUUGUCUGGAGUUGAUCAAGAGGAAGCAUGGAGUCGAGAUUCAAGUUCAGGGCACCAUAAUCACCGUUUCUGGCUUCAAGGACUUUGUGACGGAAGCACUGUGUGAUGUAAAGCUCCUGCUGGAGAAAAUGUCCAGUGGUGUAUCUGACAAGGAAAUCCUUAGAGCUGUCCAGUGGGUGUAUCAUGACCCCGUCACUUCAGAUACGACCCCAUAUUCACCUGAUGCUACAGUAUUUAUCGAGAAUGUUUGGAGGUUGAAGCUGAAAAAGAUCGAUAUCUUGCUAGACAAUCAGCCUCACACCAUAAACUUUGAGAAGAUGCAAGAACACAACAUAGCUUCAGGGAAAUCUGUGAAAAUCACCAGGAAGUUGGUUAAUUUAGAGGAUUUGGUUGAGGGUGUACCAGAGGAGGAAUUCUCUCUGCUGUCAAACCUGCCCGAGGCAUCCAAAGUGGACGAGGAAUCUGAUGAAUUUCAGAACGUGGUGAAGAGCUUCUAUGAGACCAUACAGGAAUACCACAGCAAAAUCAGAAUCAUACAGGUGGAGAAGCUGAUGAAUCGACUGCUGUACAAUCAGUACAAGUUGAAGAAGGCGAGCGUACUGCAGCGUGCCACGUAUCCGCUAAUCGAACAGACCCUCUACCAUGGCACAAGCGAGUCGAGUGUGAAGGAGAUCUGCAUUCAUGGAUUCAACAGAAGCUUCUGUGGAAAGAAUGCCACCGUCUAUGGUCAGGGGGUGUAUUUUGCUGUGAACUCUGCGCUGUCUGUCCAGGAUCAGUAUUCACCCCCAAACGCAGACGGAUACAAGUUUAUUUUUGUGUCAAAGGUUCUAACAGGAGACUACACAAAAGGCUGCCAUUCGAUGAAGACAGCCCCGCUGAAAGAGACUGGUGACAUUCCCCUCAGAUACGACAGCGUGACAGAUGACAUCACUAAGCCGACAAUGUUUGUCAUCUUCAAUGACACACAGGCCUUUCCUGAAUAUCUCAUUACAUGUCAGAGAAUCCACCGCUGAGAGAAAAGGGAUUAUUGGUCAGAUGAUAAUCAUCAUAGGUUUUGCCUUGAUUAAAAGUGUAUAUGAUUUAUAAAGGGCUGAUGUGUAGUAGUUCCCAGUUGAUAUUUUCACUUUCCCGAUCAUCAUAAACCUUGAUCAAGAGAGACUCAAACAGCUGAACCCAAUAAGGCUCAUCGUGCCACACCUUUAAAUAGGUGUGAUUCAGCAGUUAUUACAUUGCAGGUAUUUGAUCUCUAUAAAGAGAUAUAUUCAUAUGAAUACAAAUUUUGAAAGCAAGGGACAAGAAUUUUCAAUCAGAAGUGUUCUGGUUUCUGUUUGUGAUCUGAGAAGUGACAAGUAACAUGUGAGCCACUUUGGUUGGUGGCUUUUUAUUGGCUUUUUGAAACAUUCAUGUGCAUCCAUACGCAGAUAUUUGUUAUAAAGAUGAGCUAAAUCAGUAUCAGGCGAUAGCUGAUAAAUUCAUAAUUUGCUAUUUAGACUGUAAACACAGCACACUGAGGAGGGACUGUUGGCCCACACAUCUGUUAUCUGGAUAUCUGCUAGCCUCGGAUAUGUUGCAUAUAUUACUUGAUAUCCCUCAACUGAUGUUAUUGUAUUGAUAUAAAUGUAACUGUUUUGAUGUGUAAUUCUUUAGCUUGCCAACAAUGCUAACUACUCUGAUGUCAAACUAUAGUAACCAGAAACUAUACACAUAGACAUAGAUUUUGAAAUGAAAAUAUGGCCUAUAGUGUAUAUAUUUAUUUGCUUUUGGGUUCAGCUUUUUGAAUUUCCCUGACCUAGUCUACUGAUCUACCCUGAAGAAAAUAUUAUUGAAAAGGUGAUCACCAUGUUUACAGAAAGAAGCAAAAAUUAGGCCUAGAUUGAAAAUAAGCAUAAUUAUCCUUUAUCCUAAUACUAAUUAUAUAUUUUUUUAUUUAUCUGUAAUCUAUUGUGAAUUUUACGCCUUGUGAAUCAAUCAAAUCUAGUGCGCACUUUAAAGAAUGUAUUAUUUUAAUAAAACGAAAUAAUCUGCAAGUUCACCUAUGUGUAUCGUGUACAGCACAUGAUGGGUCUUGAUAGUCACCUUCCAGUUGCCCUAACUCGGUGCGAUAACACGAGGUGUAGUAUGUGUGGACAUCAUGAUUGACCGACAGUGCCUGUUUUUUUUUUGUUUGUUUGUUUUUUUGUCAUUAAUUAAGCAAUAGCUUGCAGAUCUUUGGAUUUCCUUAUGUCUGUGAUUUGUGCCCAGAAAUGUGUUUACCAAAGAUAUGUUUUUUUCUUUUGUGUUUUUUUUAAAUUAGAAAACAUUUAAGAAUGUGCAUUCUAAAUAAAGAUCAUCAUCAUUUUUUUUUUUUAGAAAAAUAAAGCUUCUUAAAAUGA
Acanthopagrus latus (yellowfin seabream) is the source of this 5137-nucleotide messenger RNA. RefSeq names its product poly(ADP-ribose) polymerase family member 10 (gene parp10). Gene Ontology annotation, molecular function: NAD+ poly-ADP-ribosyltransferase activity; RNA binding; transcription corepressor activity. The transcript has 11 exons. Bases 116 to 3778 code for a protein of 1220 amino acids. Gene Ontology annotation, biological process: negative regulation of gene expression. Gene Ontology annotation, cellular component: cytoplasm; nucleus. The record is from RefSeq and is a predicted model, not a curated record. Lineage: Eukaryota; Metazoa; Chordata; Actinopteri; Spariformes; Sparidae.